Trichoderma atroviride IMI 206040 is the source of this 1164-nucleotide messenger RNA. RefSeq lists its product as uncharacterized. Gene Ontology annotation, cellular component: cytoplasm. Gene Ontology annotation, molecular function: hydrolase activity, acting on ester bonds. NCBI's taxonomy places the organism in Eukaryota, Fungi, Ascomycota, Sordariomycetes, Hypocreales, Hypocreaceae. The record is from RefSeq and is a predicted model, not a curated record.
AUGCACUCCUCUGCGUGGCCUCAAUUGCGAUUCACCCCAAAAGGCACUUUUCAAAUGACAGUCUUUAACGACUUGCAUUUUGGCGAGGCAGAAAACACAGACUGGGGCCCGCUGCAGGACGUGGAUACGCUGCUGGUGAUGAAGACGGUGCUGGAUAAAGAGUCUCCCCAACUUGUGGUGAUAAAUGGAGAUUUCAUCACUGGCGAAAACACGUUCAAGAAGAAUUCAACCGAUUAUGUCGACGAAAUUGUGUCUCCCAUUGUGGCUCGCAAUCUUCCAUGGGCAUCGACAUAUGGCAAUCACGACUCAGCUUACAAUCUUUCCUCUGCCAACAUAUACGCGAGAGAAAAGACUUACAAGAAUAGCUUAACAGGAGACAUGGUUAAAGACAAAAAUGCUGGAGUCUCCAAUUACUACUUGGAGGUAAUGUCUAACGAUAAGCACGAUUCUACUCCUGCUAUGAUUCUCUGGUUCUUUGACAGCCGAGGCGGAAAUUACUAUCAGGAAGAGGAAAAAGAUGGCUCAGAUGUUGCUCGACCAAACUGGGUUGACGAAAGCGUUGUAGAGUGGUUCACAGCCACAAGAGCCCAGCUCGCCAAACGUUACAAGAAGACUCUGCCUUCAUAUGCCUUUGUCCAUAUUCCCGUCGGUGCCAUGUAUGGCUUCCAACAAACGGACGGCGUUGAUGAGCACAAAGAGCCUGGAAUCAACGCAGAUAAUCCGCUUUCUCAGCAGGGAGUUCAGUCUCCACUGUACAACGCUACCACCAGUUUUGAGUAUACCGGCCAAGACAAGGCGUUUAUGAAGGCUCUACUAGAAACUGAGAAUCUCAUGGGCGUCUUUAGCGGCCAUGAUCACGGCGAUGACUGGUGCUUCAAGUGGACUGAAAACCUCACAUUUUUGGACUUGACGGGCAACGGUCUCGUCUUCUGCUUCAGCCGUCACACUGGCUAUGGAGGCUAUGGCUCAUGGACACGAGGAUCUCGACAGAUUCUUGUGGACAUUAAAGAUCUUGGCAAAUCGACUAAAACUUGGACGCGACUUGAAGAUGGAACCACUGUUGGAGCAGUAACGCUGAAUUCGACUUAUGGUAAGGAUGUCUAUCCUAUUGUUCAGUUGACUUAUACUAGCGAGGAUAACGAGGGAGUUCCAUCUACUGAUUAA